Molecule: messenger RNA, 2025 nt
Organism: Zonotrichia leucophrys gambelii
Lineage: Eukaryota; Metazoa; Chordata; Aves; Passeriformes; Passerellidae
Gene: GATB
Product: glutamyl-tRNA amidotransferase subunit B
Exons: 13
Coding region: 33-1697 (554 amino acids)
Biological process (GO): glutaminyl-tRNAGln biosynthesis via transamidation; mitochondrial translation
Cellular component (GO): mitochondrion; glutamyl-tRNA(Gln) amidotransferase complex
Molecular function (GO): glutaminyl-tRNA synthase (glutamine-hydrolyzing) activity
Source: RefSeq, a predicted model, not a curated record
GCUGCGGGCGCCGGGCCGCCGCUGGCGGGGCAAUGGCGGCCCUUGUGGCCGUGGCCGCGCGGGGGUGCGGCGGGUUCUGGCGCCGGGUGCGGCAGAGCGGCGCGGGGCAGUCGGGGCCCGGGCUCGGCCCUUUCCCCCGCGGGCAGAGGGCUGUCGCCUGUAACGCGAGAGGCGGGGCGGUGCCGGCGGGGAAGAGCGGCCUUGCUCCGUGGGUACCAGUUGUGGGUCUGGAAAUUCACGCACAGAUCAGCUCCAACUCAAAACUCUUCUCUGGUUCCCAAGUCCAGUUUGCAGCACCUCCCAACUCCUUGGUGUCUUUCUUUGACGCCUCUUUACCAGGAACUUUACCAGUUCUCAACAGGAGAUGUGUAGAAGCAGCAGUGAUGACAGGCCUGGCUCUCAACUGCAGCAUAAACAAGAAGUCCUUGUUUGACAGAAAGCACUACUUCUAUGCAGAUCUGCCUGCUGGCUAUCAAAUCACUCAGCAAAGAGUUCCUAUUGCAGUGAAUGGAAGUUUGUCAUACAGUCUCUGCAUAGACAGCAAGAUGAGCCAGAUGGUGACCAAAACUGUGAGGAUUAAACAAAUUCAAUUGGAGCAAGACAGUGGAAAAAGUCUCCAUGAUGAUACAAGGAGCCAAACCCUUGUGGACUUGAAUAGGGCUGGAGUUGGUCUCAUGGAGGUUGUCAUGGAGCCUGAUAUGUGCUGUGGGGAAGAAGCAGCUGCAGCAGUCAGAGAGCUUCAGCUCAUUCUGCAAACACUUGGGAGCAGCCAGGCAGUCAUGGCAGAGGGUCAGCUGAGAGUGGAUGCCAAUGUUUCUGUGCAUCACCCUGGAGAGCCUUAUGGAGUGAGGACUGAAGUGAAGAAUAUCAAUAGCAUACGAUUUCUGGCAAAAGCAAUAGACUAUGAAAUACAGAGGCAAAUUGAAGAACUUGAAAAUGGAGGGACAAUUUUGAAUGAAACGAGAGCCUUUGAUUCCAAGCUUGGGUGCACAGUACCAAUGAGAGACAAAGAAGGAAAACAGGAUUAUAGGUUCAUGCCAGAGCCAAACCUUCCCCCAUUGAUUCUGUACGAUGCAAAAUCUUUGCCAGCUAAUAUGAACCAUCAGCAAGUGAUAAAUAUUGAUUGGAUUCAUGAGAGACUUCCCGACCUCCCCAGUGUGAAGAGGAAAAAGCUUGUUGAACAGUAUGGGAUUCUUCCUGAACACAGCUUCACCUUAUUGAAUGAAGAGGGACUAGCAGAAUUCUUUGAAAGUGUGGUAAAACAGACCCAAAUGAAGCCAAAGAAGGUGAUCGGCUGGAUUCUAAAGGACCUGCUCAGUUACUUGAAACAACAUUCCCUUACAGUAAAGGAAAGCCCAGUCAGUUCCUUUGUCCUGGCUGACCUCUUGAACCUUCUAGAAAAAAAAGAAAUUUCUUCUACAGCAGCAAAGCAAGUGCUUGCAGAAUUGUGGAAGGGAGAAGGGAAGACUCCCCUUGAAAUUGUUAAAGAACAGAAACUUGAACUGUUACAGGAUCAAAAAGAGCUUGAACAGAUCUGCCAGGCAGUGAUUGAUGGACACAAAAAUGAGGUUAUGGCGAUAAAGGCAGGAAAUCCAAAAGUUCUAAAUAAGUUAAUUGGUCUGGUACAGAAGAAAACACAAGGACGGUCCAAUCCUGUUCUGGUGAAGCAAUUGCUAGAGAAGAAGCUGUCAGGGUAGCCACUAGAGAAAAAGCACACAAGCAACUAAAGAAGCAUGUGCUUCGUUCUGUCUGCAAAUGAACCUUGGUGUCUCCUUGUGCAGCACUGUGCUUGUUGGAUAUACUUCAAGCAGCUUGAAGUCCCAGCCUUCCCUGGAUGCAUCAGCCAAAGGCAGAUGGGCCAGAGAAAAGCAGGAUACAGCCAUUUGCAUCUCCCAUGCUUUGAUGUGGCACUUGGAAAUGUGAUUUCCACACAGCCCUGGGAAACAAGCUCCCAGAGGUGUCUGUGAGUACACAGAGAGCUGAAACUGCAUGGGUUAGUUUUCCAAUAAAGCAGGUACAAACUCA